Messenger RNA from Cyclopterus lumpus (lumpfish), 2586 nucleotides. RefSeq names its product platelet/endothelial cell adhesion molecule 1 (gene pecam1). Gene Ontology annotation, molecular function: transmembrane signaling receptor activity. Gene Ontology annotation, biological process: cell surface receptor signaling pathway. Bases 51 to 2459 code for a protein of 802 amino acids. Lineage: Eukaryota; Metazoa; Chordata; Actinopteri; Perciformes; Cyclopteridae. The transcript has 15 exons. The record is from RefSeq and is a predicted model, not a curated record.
GCUCUGCAGCUGUCUUUGAAUCUUACAGCAGUGAACCACCGUCCCUCAGGAUGGACUCCAGGCCCCCCAACCUGCUGCUGCUGCUUCUCACCUGCCUCCUACACUUCUGGCGGUGUGCCAGAGGACAGCCAUUUUACACUAUAGACGUUGUGGGCCUAACAAUCCGGCCCGGCAGCACCGUUCAGAGCGGGACGCCAGUGACUCUACGCUGCCAAGUCAGAGUCAGUCAUGACAACAUUCCUCACCUGGAACACGAGUUCCAGCUCAGACAAGACGACGUCCUCAUUUACUCCUCUACCACCAAAGAAGACUCGAUCACAUAUGACCUCGACCCGGCCAGGGCAGCCGACUCUGGAAGUUAUGAGUGCCGAGUCACAGUCAAGGACAGGAGCAAAGCCAGCUUCAGCAAAAUACUGGAAGUCACAGGCCUGCAGGCCCCCAUUCUGUACUUGAAUAAGACUUCACCCUAUGAGAGCGAGGAGUUCACCGCCGCCUGCAGUGCUCCGGAGGAGAAAGGAUCCCUCGUCUUCAGGUUUUACCAGAAAUUUAGGACCGGAGAACCUCAGAGGAUAAAGCAGACAGCGGCCACCGGGAACUCAUCGGAGACCACACUCGUCCUGAGGGCGAUCGGAGACAGCUUCUUGUACUGUGACUAUGAGGUCAAUUUGGUUUCUGGGGCCAGACGCUCCAACCGUAGCAACGAGAUUACAGUGAUCGUCAAAGGACUUUACAUUUCCCCCAUCAUGAAUGUGCUGCCCUCGCUAGAUGUCUUUGAGUGUGAGAUACUCGAGGUGGUCUGUAAAGUGAUUAACCCACUGAAGAACAUUGACGUAUUCCUGACGAAAGGCAGGAGGAUCCUCAAGCAAGCCCCAGUCAGCCUCAGCCAUCGGUUCACUGCACAAGAAGGCGACUCUGGGGAGCUUGUGUGCAAGGCGGAGUGGGGCAACGUGCAAAAAGAAACAUAUCGAACUAUCACAGUCAAAGAGCUCUUUUCAAAGCCACACCUGACUGUGAGAACCACAGACAUAUUUGAGGGUGACCGCUUCGAGCUGACGUGCUCCGUCUCCAUCUACGUUGCUGAGAGGAUCAGCAAUGAAAGCAUGCGCUUCUCCAUCUACAAAGAUAACGUCAAACUCACCAGUGCAGCGUCGUACGCCACUGUGGCAAACCCUUCUAAAAAUGGCAACUACACCUGUAAAGCCACAGCUUCGUCUCUCACACACUGCUUUGUAGAGAAAGAAAGCCACGCAGUUGUUGUCAAAGCAAAAGUUCCUGUUUCCAAACCCAUGCUGAGUGUGGUGGGGGGUACGCUGGUGUUAGGAAAGCGCUUCCAGCUACUCUGCCACAGCGACAGUGGCACUCUGCCUAUCACCUACACCCUGAACAGCCCUGGCCCGCUGGCUCAGAGCAGCGUGGUGAGCAAGCCCGGGGAGGAGGCCAUCUUUAGCUUCUCAGCCAUCUACAAGACUUCAGACUUAAAUAGCUUUCUGUGCCACGCGAAAAACAGUGAACACAGGCCUCCGAUGAUAGGAACAGGGCAACAGCUGCUACUUUCAACCAUCAUAGAGCCUGUCUCAAUACCAGUGUUGAUGGUGCUCCCCGGAGCCGGGGACGUCUCUGAGGGGCAGGACGUGACUCUUGUCUGCUCGGUUGUGAGAGGCACUCCUCCCAUCAGCUUCUCCUGGUUCCACACGGAGACGGAGGGCGCUCUCUUCUCCCAGACCUCCGAGAAGCUGAAGGGAUCCUACAGCAUCAGCAACGUCAGAGGAGAGCAGAGAGGGCAGUACUACUGUGUGGGCAACAACCCGGCCAACGCAACCAAGCAAAGCCUCAUCAUCACCAUCGGAGUGAAGUUGGCUGGCUGGAAGAAAGGUCUCAUCGCGGUUGCUGUCUUCUGCAUCCUGCUCAUCCUGGCAUUGGUCCUCAUUGUGGCCUUAAAAAGACGCCUCCUUCUAUUCAAGAGGAAGAGAACUGGCGAGCUGUCAGUGAAGUCAGCCAGCACCAAGACGGAGCGGCUGAGCCUCACCCAGGCGGAGGUCAACGAGGCUGCCAAUGUCACUCCAGGCAUGAUUGGAAAGAGUGUUUGGAGUGAACAUGCAUCAGGCUCGGAGUCUGAGGACCAGAACAGUGUGACCGCUCCAGAAAAGCCACCAGAACCUCAAUACACGGAGGUGCAGAUCAGGCCGGCAGAUCCCAACAGAGCUCCGGUGAAAAAGGGAAACUACAGCGAAGUGCGUAACUCCAAGCAAGGUGUUCCAGAGCCGGCCGAUGCUCAGGUGGAGUAUGCACAGCUGAAUCACGAUACGGAUCACCACGAUACGGAUCACCACGGUGACCGCGGUAACCACGGUGACCACAGUGUCCACGAUGACCACAUAGAUGAGGUUGACAUCGACAGUGUUCACAUCGACACCGUUGACCACGGGGAAGGAAAACAGGACGGCACGCCCACCUGUUAACUGACCAACAAGAAUAUUUAUUAUUCCUUUAUUUAUCCGGCUCGUUAAUGCAGCCGGAGUCUUUUAUGCAUUUAUGUACUUUUUGUAUUUUUCUUAUGCUUUGCCAGGAACAUACAACACUGUAGAU